ACCUCAGAAUUUCGGAAAUCAAAUCCCCAUUUUCGCCGUCUCUGUCCGCCGCCGUCGAGGAAAGAGAAACCUAACCGCCACCGGAAAAUGAAUUUCCGUUUCGCAACCCUCACAUUCCGGUCAAUCGUAUCCACCCGCCGCCAUCAUUUUCUCUCUUCGAAAUCCUUCGCCUCCUCCGCAGCUCCGACGUCCACACCGCCGUCAUCUACUUCCCCCCAACAAUACCCCCAAACAUUGGAUGGAUUGCGGAGGCGGCUAGCGGCCGAGUCGCCGGCGUUCGGAGACUUCAUACGGCUCCAGUCGGACAGCGAGUACUCCGUCGAAGUCGGCACGAAGAAGAAGCCGCUCCCCAAGCCAAAAUGGAUGAAGGAAGCAAUUCCCGGCGGGGAGAAGUACACGCAGAUCAAGAAGAAACUGAGGGAAUUGAAGCUCCACACUGUUUGCGAAGAGGCCAAGUGCCCUAAUUUGGGAGAAUGUUGGUCCGGCGGCGAAACGGGCACCGCCACCGCCACCAUUAUGAUUCUCGGUGAUACUUGCACUCGAGGUUGCAGAUUUUGCAAUGUGAAGACUUCUCGAACUCCACCUCCUCCUGACCCAAAUGAGCCAUCCAAUGUGGCGGAGGCAAUUGCUUCGUGGGGAUUGGAUUAUGUUGUGAUUACCAGUGUGGAUCGUGACGAUUUGCCUGAUCAAGGAAGCAGCCAUUUUGCUGAGACAGUAGAGAAGCUCAAGGCAUUGAAGCCAAAUAUGCUCAUAGAAGCACUAACUCCUGAUUUUCGAGGGGACCAUAGUUGUGUUGAAAAGGUUGCCAAAUCUGGAUUGGAUGUUUUUGCUCAUAACAUUGAGACAGUUGAGGAGCUUCAGAGUGUUGUACGCGAUCACCGUGCUAACUUUAAGCAGUCCAUGGAUGUCUUAGUAAUGGCCAAGGAAUAUGCACCUGCUGGUACACUGACCAAGACAUCGAUAAUGUUGGGAUGUGGAGAAACGCCUGAUCAAGUUAUUAAAACAAUGGAGAAGGUGAGGGAAGCAGGUGUUGAUGUAAUGACAUUUGGGCAAUACAUGAGACCCUCAAAGCGUCACAUGCCUGUGUCAGAAUACAUAACUCCAGAAGCUUUUGAGAAGUAUCAAGUUCUUGGAAUGGAAAUGGGAUUCCGGUAUGUGGCAUCUGGACCCAUGGUUAGGUCGUCGUACAAGGCAGGCGAGUUUUACAUAAAAUCCAUGAUAGAAUCAGACCGUGCUGCAUCUUCAGUGUAACAUCCAGUUUUCGUACAAUAGAAUUUACUGCUUCAGUGGUUUGCUUUAUGUGCUCCCCAAAUUGUGUGGUCUACUUUUGGUGCAAGCCAUUCAAUCUUUAUCUUCCCAUCUCAAGCAAGAAUCACAGCAGAGUGUGAGGCAAUGGGAAAACAUUAUUUGUACUACAUCAAGCAAGAAUCACAGCAGAGUGUGAGGCAAUGGGAAAACAUUAUUUGUACUACAUCUUACUUGUACAUAUGAUUGUUGGUUGAUGUAAUUAUAAUGUUUUGGAUAUUGCAAUUUGAUCAUUGUUCAAUUGUGUAAAGACCUUCCAUUUCAUACCUGGAAUGUUCAAUAUGAUUGGGAACAACAAAGCACUCAGUUUGAUGCUGUCA
Messenger RNA from Ipomoea triloba (trilobed morning glory), 1625 nucleotides. RefSeq names its product lipoyl synthase 2, mitochondrial-like. Gene Ontology annotation, cellular component: mitochondrion. The record is from RefSeq and is a predicted model, not a curated record. Gene Ontology annotation, biological process: lipoate biosynthetic process. The transcript has 4 exons. The coding region runs from base 88 to 1251 and encodes 387 amino acids. Gene Ontology annotation, molecular function: lipoate synthase activity; 4 iron, 4 sulfur cluster binding. Lineage: Eukaryota; Viridiplantae; Streptophyta; Magnoliopsida; Solanales; Convolvulaceae.